Molecule: messenger RNA, 3890 nt
Organism: Ailuropoda melanoleuca (giant panda)
Lineage: Eukaryota; Metazoa; Chordata; Mammalia; Carnivora; Ursidae
Gene: NPR1
Product: natriuretic peptide receptor 1
Exons: 22
Coding region: 411-3587 (1058 amino acids)
Biological process (GO): receptor guanylyl cyclase signaling pathway; cGMP biosynthetic process; protein phosphorylation
Cellular component (GO): plasma membrane
Molecular function (GO): peptide receptor activity; adenylate cyclase activity; guanylate cyclase activity
Source: RefSeq, a predicted model, not a curated record
GGACCUCCCCUGUCCCCCCCGGACGGCCGGGGACUUGGGCCGGCCGGACGCCCCUGCUGGCACCCUCCCGGGGCAGGCGCUCACGCGCGCACACAAACACUCCACUCCCCUUCCCUCCCUCGCGCCCUCUCCCAUCCUUCUCCCCCCAACGCUUGCUCCUUCUAACACACACGCACCCGCGCGCUGUCGCCCACGCUCGUCCUCCGAGCCCCAGCUCUCCGCCGCCAGCGCCCACCUGCCCCGCAGCGCCUGCCGCGCGCCCCGUGCGCCACAGACACCGAGCGACGCAGCUGGAGGGGGCAGCGUGCCCUGGGGUGGGCGCGCCCGAUGCCCGCGACCGGCCGCUGAGCUGGAGGUGGCCGAAGAGGCCAGGGUGGGCGCGCUCGCCCGCGAAGCUGCCCGCUGAAGCCAUGCUGCGCCCCGGCCGCCCCGCCGGCGCCCUCCCGGUCCUGCUCCUACUGCCGCUGCUGCCGCUGCCCCCGGGGAGCCACGCGGGCAACCUGACGGUGGCCGUGGUGCUGCCGCUGGCCAACACCUCGUACCCGUGGUCGUGGGCGCGCGUGGGACCGGCCGUGGAGCUGGCCCUGGCCGGGGUGAGAGCGCGACCCGACUUGCUGCCGGGCUGGACGGUGCGCACGGUUCUGGGCAGCAGCGAGAACGCGCUGGGCGUCUGCUCCGACACCGCCGCGCCCCUGGCCGCCGUGGACCUCAAGUGGGAGCACAGCCCCGCGGUGUUCCUGGGCCCCGGCUGCGUGUACGCGGCCGCCCCGGUGGGGCGCUUCACAGCGCACUGGCGGGUGCCGCUGCUGACCGCCGGCGCCCCGGCGCUGGGCUUCGGGGCCAAGGACGAGUACGCGCUGACCACCCGCGCGGGGCCCAGCCACGCCAAGCUGGGCGACUUGGUGGCGGCGCUGCACCGACGGCUGGGCUGGGAGCGCCGAGCGCUGGUGCUCUACGCCUACCGGCCCGGCGACGACCAACCCUGCUUCUUCGUGGUAGAAGGGCUGUACAUGCGCGUGCGCGACCGCCUCAACAUCACCGUGGACCACCUGGAGUUCGCCGAGGGCGACCUGGACCACUACGCCCUGCUGCUGCGAACCGUGAGGCGCAAAGGCCGAGUUAUCUACAUAUGCAGCUCCCCAGAUGCGUUCAGAACUCUGAUGCUUUUGGCCAUGGAAGCUGGUCUAAGUGGGGAGGACUAUGUGUUCUUCCACCUGGACCUCUUUGGACAAAGCCUGCAAGGUGCACAUGGCCUUGCUCCCCACAGGCCCUGGGAGAGAGGGGAUGGGCAGGAUAUCAGUGCCCACCAGGCCUUUCAGGCUGCCAAAAUCAUUACAUAUAAAGAGCCGGAUAACCCUGAGUACUUGGAAUUCCUGCAGCAGCUAAAACACUUGGCCCAUGAGCAGUUCAACUUCACCAUGGAGGAUGGCCUGGUGAACACCAUCCCAGCAUCCUUCCACGAUGGGCUCCUGCUCUAUGUCCAGGCAGUGACAGAGACUCUGGCACAUGGGGGAACUGUCACAGAUGGGGAGGCCAUCACUCAGAGGAUGUGGAACCGAAGCUUCCAAGGUGUGACAGGAUACCUGAAAAUGGACAGCAAUGGAGAUCGGGAGACCGACUUCUCCCUCUGGGAUAUGCAUCCUGAGACUGGCACUUUCAGGGUCGUUCUGAACUACAAUGGGACUUCCCAGGAGCUGGUGGCCGUGCCAGGGCGCAAACUGAGCUGGCCCCUGGGGUACCCACCUCCUGACAUCCCCAAAUGCGGCUUUGACAACGAGGACCCAGCUUGCAACCAAGAUCACUUUUCCACCCUGGAAGUGCUGGCUUUGGUGGGCAGCCUCUCCCUGCUCGGCAUUCUGACUGUCUCCUUCUUCAUAUACAGGAAGAUGCAGCUGGAGAAGGAGCUGGCCUCAGAGCUGUGGCGGGUGCGCUGGGAGGACGUGCAGCCCAGUAGCCUUGAGAGGCACCUCCGGAGUGCAGGCAGCCGGCUGACCCUGAGUGGGAGAGGCUCCAAUUACGGCUCCCUGCUAACCACAGAGGGCCAGUUCCAAGUGUUUGCCAAGACGGCGUAUUAUAAGGGCAACCUCGUGGCUGUGAAACGUGUGAAUCGUAAACGCAUCGAGCUGACACGGAAAGUCCUGUUUGAACUGAAGCAUAUGCGGGAUGUACAGAAUGAACACCUGACCAGGUUUGUGGGUGCCUGUACUGAUCCCCCCAACAUCUGUAUCCUCACAGAGUACUGUCCCCGUGGGAGCUUGCAGCAGGACAUUCUGGAGAAUGAGAGCAUCACCUUAGACUGGAUGUUCCGGUACUCUCUCACCAAUGACAUCGUCAAGGGUAUGCUGUUCCUCCAUAAUGGGGCCAUUUGCUCCCAUGGCAACCUCAAGUCAUCCAACUGCGUGGUAGACGGGCGCUUUGUGCUCAAGAUCACCGACUUCGGACUGGAGAGCUUCAGGGACCCGGAACCAGAGCAAGGCCACACCCUCUAUGCCAAAAAGCUGUGGACAGCCCCUGAACUCCUGCGAAUGGCCUCCCCUCCCGCCCGGGGCUCCCAGGCAGGUGACGUGUACAGCUUCGGAAUCAUCCUUCAGGAGAUUGCCCUAAGGAGCGGUGUCUUCCACGUGGAAGGUUUGCACCUCAGCCCCAAAGAGAUUGUGGAGCGAGUGACUCGGGGGGAGCAGCCCCCCUUCCGGCCCUCCCUGGCCCUGCAGAGUCACCUGGAGGAGCUGGGCCAGCUGAUGCAGCGGUGCUGGGCCGAGGAGCCGCAGGAGCGGCCGCCCUUUGAGCAGAUUCGCCUGAUGCUUCGCAAGUUCAACAGGGAGAACAGCAGCAACAUCCUGGACAACCUGCUGUCCCGCAUGGAGCAGUACGCCAACAACCUGGAGGAACUGGUGGAGGAGCGGACCCAGGCCUACCUGGAGGAGAAGCGCAAAGCUGAGGCCCUGCUGUACCAGAUUCUGCCUCAUUCCGUGGCCGAGCAGCUGAAGCGUGGGGAGACGGUCCAGGCUGAAGCCUUUGACAGCGUCACUAUCUACUUCAGUGACAUCGUGGGCUUCACAGCCCUGUCAGCAGAGAGCACGCCCAUGCAGGUGGUGACCCUGCUCAACGACCUGUACACUUGCUUCGACGCCGUCAUAGACAACUUCGAUGUGUACAAGGUGGAGACCAUCGGCGACGCCUACAUGGUGGUGUCCGGGCUCCCCGUGCGGAAUGGGCUGCUGCACGCCCGCGAGGUGGCCCGCAUGGCCCUGGCGCUGCUGGACGCAGUGCGUUCCUUCCGCAUCCGCCAUCGGCCCCAGGAGGAGCUACGCUUGCGAAUCGGCAUCCACACAGGACCCGUGUGUGCCGGUGUGGUAGGGCUGAAGAUGCCCCGUUACUGUCUCUUUGGAGACACAGUCAACACCGCCUCCAGAAUGGAGUCCAACGGAGAAGCUCUGAAGAUCCACUUGUCUUCUGAGACCAAGGCUGUUCUGGAAGAGUUUGGUGGUUUUGAGCUGGAGCUUCGAGGAGAUGUAGAAAUGAAGGGCAAAGGCAAAGUUCGGACCUACUGGCUCCUUGGGGAGCGGGGGAGUAGCACUCGAGGUUGACCUGCCUCCCCUCCUGGCUUUCCACACCUCCCUUCCCUGUGCUAGAGGUAACAGAGAGGUGCCAGACCUCGGCCUCACCCACAGAAGCCCUGCCAUUGCCAAAGGAUCGGAGAAGUAGUUUGAACAACUCAAAUGUGCUAACCCCAGUGGAGACACCAAAUAUGACCUUUGAAGGAGGACUGGUGUUGGAGAGAACUUGGAGUUCAUGGAACUGACCAAAGCACACAGUCAUGCCCAGUGGCACACACAUAGACACGUGUACCCACUCUCCAUCCUGACUCAAGCCAGGCUAGGGUGUGGACU